CUCUCGCUCUCGUCACCCAGUGUGGUAAUCCUCAUCUGAAAAAGGGCCCGAAGUGAGGGGGUGGCACUCUGCAGCCAGGACCUGUCACAUCUCUCUCCACUCCACAGAGGGACAAGGGCACCUGCAUCCAGACUGAGAAGGAGAAAGAGGAGACUGAAACCAGGGGAAAAGGACACCAGAGCAGCAGCAGCAACCAAGCAUUUCAGAAACUUUUUGUUCCUCUUUUGCUCAGGGUAUCUCAGCUGUACCAGAGUUGGGGGAUCUCCAAACACAACUAGCACUUGGAUAGACAUAGAACAAUGAGUGAGGACACUGUUAAGGACUACUAUGAUUACCAAGACUGGUACUCGGAGAAUGCAGUGCCUACCAUGGUGCCAGUUGAGGUAAUCCCACCAUGUGACCCAACAGCUGAUGACAGACUCUACCACAUAUGCAUCGCUGCAAUAUCUCUUGUUGUCAUGCUGAUCCUAGCAGUCUUAGCCAGACGUAUGAAGUUGGGAGAUGGUCAGAAAGGACUCCCUGGCUUACUCAGCCCCGUCAACUUCCUGGACCAUACCCAACACAAGGGCCUGGCUGUGGCUGUGUUUGGAGUGCUCUUCUGCAAACUAUUUGGACUAGUGAUAGCGCCAAACCCUCUUCCGUUCACUAAAGAUGCAGGAAAUAAACAGAACUGGAUGAUCCUGUCCCUGUUCUACUACCCCGCUCUGUACUAUCCUCUGUUAGCAUGUGGGACUUUACAUAAUCAAGUUGGCUAUGUGCUUGGAAGCCUCCUCUCCUGGACACACUUUGGUGUUCUCGUCUGGCAGAAAGUCGACUGCCCCAAGACACCAGAGAUCUACAAGUACUACUCCCUCUUCACCAGCCUGCCCCAAAUUGCUUGCUUGGCAUUCCUCAGUUUCCAGUAUCCGCUUCUCUUGUUCAAGGGCUUAAAGGGCACAGAGAAAAACAAUGCCACUGAGGAUCUUAACAGCAGCUACUACAAAGACUAUGUCAAGAAAAUCCUGAAAAAGAAGAAGGCAUCAAAGGACAGCACAUCCGGCACUGAGAAGCCAUCUCGGAUUGAGCGGAUGACUGAUGCUGUGAAGGCCUACAUUUACACACCAGAGGAGGUUUUCCGUUUUCCUCUGAAGCUGGCGAUAUCUGCUGUGGUGUCCUUUAUUGCUAUAUACCAGAUGGCACUGAUACUGGUGACUAGCGUCGUGCCAACUCUCCAGAUCGUCCGCAGAGGGGUCGAUGACAAAAUUGCCUUCCUGCUGGCUGGCUUCAACAUAGUACUGUCAGAGGACCGGGAUGAAGUGGUCAGGAUUGUGGUCUUUUACAUGUGGUGUGUGGAAGUGUGCUACCUGUCAGCAAUGACCCUGUCCUGCUUAGUGAACCUGGCCAUGCUCAUGAGGUCCAUGGUCCUGCAUCGGUCAAACUUGAAGGGGCUGUACAGGGGAGAUAUCUACAAUGUUUAUAACUGCCAGAGAAGCAUCCGGCCAUCACGGCCUGCCUUGGUCUGCUGGAUGGGAUUCACCAGUUUCCAAGCUGCACACCUUUGCUUGGGCAUGCUCAUCCAGACCAUGGUGUUCUUCCUCUGCAUUCUGAUUGCUGUGUUUCUCAUCCUCAUUCCCAUCUUUCACGGACAAAAUCUCAUGCUCCUCCAAGUCGUAGGAAACAUGUGGCCAUUUUUGUUGAUGUUGAUCUUGGCUGUCGUGGUUCAACAUGUAGCUGCCAGGUUUUUCUUCAUCAAAAAGUCGGCAGGAACGCGAGACCUGAACAACAGGGGCAGCCUGUUCCUGAUGACCUACCUGCUGUUCCCAGUCAAUGUUCUGAUUGGGGUGCUGCUGGGCCUGUGGCGUCUGGCGAUCACCGCCCUCUUCAACAUUGUGCACUUGGGGCGCAUGGACAUCAGCCUGCUCAACCGCAACGUGGAGGCUUUUGACCCUGCCUACCGCUGUUAUGCUCAUUAUCUGAAGAUUGAGGUGAGCCAGUCUCACCCUGUUAUGAAGGCGUUCUGUGGGCUGCUGCUGCAGUGUGCAGGGCAGGAGGGCAGUGCUGGACCGAAGGCACGAGAUGCAGAGGAAGGAAUACAAUUGGUUAAGCAGGAGAAGAAACAGAACAAGGUGUCCACUGCAAAGCGAGCACGAGGACAUUGGCUGCUCCUCUACACCCUGGUCAACAACCCUUCCCUGGUGGGUUCCAGGAAGCACUUCCAGCGCCAGAGCUCUGAGAGCUUUGUGAACGGAAUCCUCAACCGCACCACAAAGGGGGACAGCAAAAAGAAGGCAGGAACCAAGGAUGCUGGGAAGGAGGUGGAGCCAGCUGCCACUAACUGAAAUGGGACAUGAUCCUUGAGGGUCUGGGCUUAUUGUGCUUAACAAGGCUCCUGUUGGUUUUUGGAUCAUGGGCAGAUUAUAUACUAUAGUAUUUUUUCUAUGCAUAGAUCUGUCUGGAUUUGUUGAGAUAAGUGCACUUACAGACCAGUGCUUAAGAAAGUGCUGUUUGAGGGUUAUUUCCAGUUUGUUCUGUCAAAUGUUCCAUUGUUUAUUUGGAUGUGCAGAGUCUCUUGUCUAACAAAGGUAGUGUGGCACUGAACUCCUAUCUAACCAUUGCUACAAGGUUAGAAUGUGUGACUAUUUAUGAAUGUACAGAAUGUUCUGUUUUGGAAGAUUGAGUAAAUGUAAAUUUUC
Molecule: messenger RNA, 2672 nt
Organism: Osmerus eperlanus (European smelt)
Lineage: Eukaryota; Metazoa; Chordata; Actinopteri; Osmeriformes; Osmeridae
Gene: stra6
Product: signaling receptor and transporter of retinol STRA6
Exons: 17
Coding region: 300-2318 (672 amino acids)
Biological process (GO): vitamin A import into cell
Cellular component (GO): plasma membrane
Molecular function (GO): signaling receptor activity; retinol transmembrane transporter activity
Source: RefSeq, a predicted model, not a curated record